Messenger RNA from Mesorhabditis spiculigera, 1407 nucleotides. Lineage: Eukaryota; Metazoa; Nematoda; Chromadorea; Rhabditida; Rhabditidae. The record is from the annotation of a GenBank genome assembly.
AUGCGCACGGCCGAGGACAUCUACUGGCUCGUCUACCAAUGCUGGCGUAGGGGUGCCGAGGCCACCGGGCGAAGGGGCUUCCAGGAAUACCGCCGGCUUCUCGAAAAUGAGGGGUUGUACGACCUUCAUCGUGCCGCCCACAUUUUUGUGACUCACCGGAUGGAUCGACGCCCAUUCCACCAGCUUUGGAGAGCCUUCCAGAAGUUCGGGUGGAACCCAAGACGUUUCCUCGAUCUGUUGCGCCUAGCUGGUGUGACGCAAGCGGAGCGCGCCGAAGCCGCGGCCGCAGCGUCGAUCCGGUAUCUCCACACAAAGCCCUAUCGAAUGGUUGCCGUCCAAUUUCCUUAUGGCAGCCUGUUGGGUAAUCUACAGUCCGCCGUCAAUCAACAUCUCGAUUUCAAAACUAAAAAAACAUUGAGGAGUACCAACAAGCUAUUCCUCGGAUUCCCAGUCGACUCGUUGUUGUUAGGCGGUAGAUGGCCAUUGACGGAGUUUGCCGUGACAGAACCGGGGGCGAUUCUCGGCUACGAUUCGAGGGUCGCGUGGCGCAUCUACAUUAGCGACAUCUUACAUCCACCAAAAAUACACGUGGAGGUUGAUUGCGAAGUGGACGUGAUUUGCCCCGAUAUUAGCUGUUACAUCGAGUACUUCGUUGGCGGCCGGCGCAAGGACUACGAGUUGUUGCUCAGAAUGAAAGCGGGAAGUGCCUCUCAUCUACGGAUCCUCGACAAGCUGAUGCUGCGCCUCGGAGGUGCCGAGUUGCAUAUUGCACUGAGCCCGAAUAUCCAGCCGCCACUCUGGAUGAACCAGCUCAGGGCGCUUCGCUGCGGUACCGUCACUAUAUAUCCUGUAUUUGGUAAUGGCGCGCAAAGAAAUGCUGAUAAGAGAUACCUCGAAUUAGAUGACUGGCUGCCGCAGGAUAUUCCACCAGAUCGGGCCUACGUUUGUGCCGGUGGACCCCGACCUCGCGACUACCUUGAAAUUUAUCUCGACGCGUUUCAAAAGUUGCGUGACUGCCCAGUGCCGAGGCCGUCGACGCCAGAUGGGCGCCGGCUCGUCAUCGUGGAUACUCAUGUCACUAACAAGAUUGUGGAUGGGCGACAUGUAUGGCCUCAACUUGCACUGUCGAACCUGCAGAAGUUGCAUGUGGCCUAUGAAAACAUGGUGAAUGAGGUGACGGAUGCGAUGGACAUGUAUCUCACAGACAAUAUACAGCUUUACCGAAUGGACCUUUCAAAGGCGGCGCCGCGUCCAUCCUGGUUCUAUAACAGAUAUAGCCCAUCAUUCGCCAAUUUCGUUGUGGCACAAAACUAUUCAUCCCGGCACCAGGUCUAUGCACAACUACUUCAGCUCUACAAGGGGUGCGGACGAGACGCCGCGAGCACUUUGCAGCUCAUUUGGGAGGCG